This is a messenger RNA of Fusarium sp. VM40, 543 nucleotides long. The record is from the annotation of a GenBank genome assembly. Lineage: Eukaryota; Fungi; Ascomycota; Sordariomycetes; Hypocreales; Nectriaceae.
AUGGGCGCUACGAUUUCUCGAUUAUGGACUCCUGAGCCAAUCUUGGUGGGCUUUGUUGGUAUUCAAUCGGCGGGUAAAACAGCUAUUGCAUACAAACUCAGUGGGAAUAAGGCACCAGUAAUACCGUCUACCGACACAGUUACUUCCAAUCCGGUCCAGCAGGCAAACCAGCACUUUAAUCUGCUCGAUUAUACGAGCGAGCCCAAAAUAAGACCUGCUUGGAGAAGUUUUAUGACCAGGGUCCACGCUGUCGUAUUUGUUAUCGACAGCGCGGACAGAGGUACUCUAACAGAAGCCAAAACUGAAUUGUCAUACCUGCUGAAAGAAGAAAUGCUGGAUCAUCAGCCGUUUCUCAUUUUCGCCAACAAGCAGGAUAAUCCAAAAGCCAUGAGUGCCGCUGAGCUUACCGAAUUUCUUGACAUUCAACAGUAUCUCGAAAGGGACUUGAAAUGCUACGUACAGGGGUCAAGUGCUGUUACUGGAGAUGGCUUGACCGAGGGUCUUGAAUGGGUGCGACAAGCUGUGAGAGCGCGCCAUAAAUAA